Oncorhynchus kisutch (coho salmon) is the source of this 4833-nucleotide messenger RNA. Its product is annotated as proline-rich protein 36-like. The transcript is spliced from 2 exons. The record is from RefSeq and is a predicted model, not a curated record. NCBI's taxonomy places the organism in Eukaryota, Metazoa, Chordata, Actinopteri, Salmoniformes, Salmonidae. The coding region runs from base 160 to 1368 and encodes 402 amino acids.
CCAUAGAGGCAGUGAGAGAGACAGAUGUAACACAGCAGCCUUGGUUUGGCUCAGCUCAGAGACAGUAGGGGCGAGCUGAGUGAGAGAGAGAGACCAUAGCAGAGUGUAUGUUGUACAGGGAGACAGUAGCAGAGCUCUCUAUCUGCCCUAGGCUAGGUCAUGUCUGUUACUGUAACCCUCACACAACCUGUGAAGCCCGACAUGGAGCCAGGACCCAACAACAGAACAAUACAACAGGAGGGGAACACUGUCCCCUGCAGUCUCCAACCCUGCAGUCUCCAACCCUGCAGUCUCCAACCCUGCAGUCCCCUGCAGUCUCCAACCCUGCAGUCUCCAACCCUGCAGUCUCCAACCCUGCAGUCCCCUGCAGUCCCCUGCAGUCUCCAACCCUGCAGUCCCCUGCAGUCUCCAACCCUGCAGUCCCCUGCAGUCUCCAACCCUGCAGUCUCCAACCCUGCAGUCCCCUGCAGUCUCCAACCCUGCAGUCUCCAACCCUGCAGUCUCCAACCCUGCAGUCCCCUGCAGUCCCCUGCAGUCUCCAACCCUGCAGUCCCCUGCAGUCUCCAACCCUGCAGUCCCCUGCAGUCUCCAACCCUGCAGUCUCCAACCCUGCAGUCCCCUGCAGUCUCCAACCCUGCAGUCUCCAACCCUGCAGUCCCCUGCAGUCUCCAACCCUGCAGUCUCCAACCCUGCAGUCCCCUGCAGUCCCCUGCAGUCUCCAACCCUGCAGUCUCCAACCCUGCAGUCCCCUGCAGUCCCCUGCAGUCUCCAACCCUGCAGUCCCCUGCAGUCUCCACCCUGCAGUCCCCUGCAGUCUCCAACCCUGCAGUCUCCAACCCUGCAGUCCCCUGCAGUCUCCAACCCUGCAGUCCCCUGCAGUCUCCAACCCUGCAGUCUCCAACCCUGCAGUCCCCUGCAGUCUCCAACCCUGCAGUCUCCAACCCUGCAGUCUCCAACCCUGCAGUCCCCUGCAGUCUCCAACCAUGCAGUCCCCUGCAGUCUCCAACCCUGCAGUCUCCAACCCUGCAGUCCCCUGCAGUCUCCAACCCUGCAGUCUCCAACCCUGCAGUCCCCUGCAGUCUCCAACCCUGCAGUCCCCUGCAGUCUCCAACCCUGCAGUCUCCAACCCUGCAGUCUCCAACCCUGCAGUCCCCUGCAGUCUCCAACCAUGCAGUCCCCUGCAGUGUCCAACCCUGCAGGCCCCAACACUGCAGUCCCCUGCAUUCUCCAACCCUGCAUUCUCCAACCCUGCAGUCACCUGCAAUCCCCUGCAUUCUCCAACCCUGCAGUCUCCAAACCUGCAAUCUCCAACCAUGCAGUCUCCAACCCUACAGUCUCCAAUCUUGCAGUCUCCAACCUGUAGAGUGACAGACUGUAGCACUUAGCAACAGCCCACUAUAAAUUCUGUAAACCCUAUAAACACCCACCCUAUUGGCCCAAGACACUCAUAAAUAAAAUAAAAAUGAAUGUUUUUAGCGCAAACUCUCUACGAUAUUACUAUCGUACCUCUUUAUUUGUUCUAACGCGACACUCUGGAGAAGAUAGAAUUUGGACUAAACAGCUAACACAAAACCACUGCAGCCAACCCAGUCCAGUCCCUCUCUCACAUGCAGGUCCAACAAGUCGUAAUAACAAGCUUCUCUUUUGCUAUUGUUUAUCCUUGCUAGUGGGCUUAACUUGAUUCAUGAGGCCAGGGCAGCUUCCACUUAUAGAAGCAGCUGAUCCAUCUGAACUGUUGGCAACUACACAAUGAGAUUAAUAUCAAACAUAUUGGCUUUUGGACUUUAGGAAACGUGCACUUGUUGAGUUGAGGGGGAGCUACAUUCCACAGCUACAGAAAGUAAACCUAACCUAUGAUUGUGGACUAGCUUUUCCUGACCAGUGACCACAUGACCUGACAAGAAAACACUCCCUGCCCAUGAGGCUGGUGGCCUGAGGUUACCAUCUUAGAAUAGCUAAAACAUCACAAGACACACUUGACAACCCAUCCCAGCUUCGCUCAUGUUCCUUUCUCAUCUUUAUUUAACCUUUUGGGAUUGCUUCAUGCCUCACAUUGUCCCUGGGAUGCUAGAGUUUUGGAAGGGAAAGAGGCGAGUGUCAAUCGGAGACUAAUCUUUGUGACAUAUUUUCAUGUUUUCCUUACUAGUGAUUGUGAUCUGUAAUUUGUCAUUUAUUUGAAGUGUAAAUGGACACCUGCUGGUUUGGGAGCCUGGCAGUAAAUUACUGUUUGAACAUUUUCUUUGCACCCUGCAGAUUUCAGAGUAAGAUGGAGUAAGAAGUAACUACAAACGUUUUCGAACUUCACUGACAGAGAGGCUGAGGAGAGAAAUUGAGAGAGAGAGAGAGAGAGACAGACAGACAGACAGAGACAGAGAGAGAGACACACAGACAGACAGAGAGAGAGAGAGAGACAUAUAGGGAGAGAGAGAGAGACAUAUAGGGAGAGAGAGAGAGAGACAUAUAUAUAUAGAGAGAGAGACAGACAGACAGACAGACAGACAGACAGACAGACAGACAGACAGACAGACAGACAGACAGACAGACAGACAGACAGACAGACAGAGAGGGACGGACGGGGGAGACUGACAGAGAGGGACGGACGGGGGGAGACCGACAGGGAGAGAGAGAGAGAGAGAGAGAGAGAGGGAGAGAGAGAGAGAGAGAGAGAGAGAGAGAGAGAGGGAGAGAGGGAGAGAGAGAGAGAGACAGGGAGAGAGAGAGAGAGAGAGAGAGAGAGAGAGAGAGAGAGAGAGACAGACAGACAGACAGACAGACAGACAGACAGACAGACAGACAGACAGACAGACAGACAGACAGACAGACAGAGAGAGAGAGAGACAGACAGACAGAGAGGGAGACAGACAGACAGACAGACAGAGAGGGACGGACGGACGGACGGGCGGGGGGAGACUGACAGAGAGGGACGGACGGGGGGAGACCGACAGGGAGGGAGAGAGAGAGAGACAGAGAGAGAGAGAGGGAGAGAGAAUUGGCAAGAGAAAAAAAAAACAUUAUUGGCCCAAUAGUUCCAUCUUCCCAGUUUCUCUCCUGGAACUCUGAGGUCUUCAAGAACACCCUUAAGACCUUCAUCCCUACUCGAGCCCACUGUAGCCCCCCAGGAAGACCAUGAGAUCCUGCUCUGGCCCACUGUAGUCCCCCAGGAAGACUAUAAGAUCCUGCUCUGACCCACUAUAGCCCCCCAGGAAGACUAGGAGAUCCUGCUCUGACCCACUAUAGGCCCCAAGGAAGACUAGGAGAUCCUGCUCUGGCCCACUGUAGCCCCCCAGGAAGACUAGGAGAUCCUGCUCUGGCCCACUGUAGCCCCCCACAAAGACUAGGAGAUCCUGCUAUGAGCCACUGUAGCCCCCCAGGAAGACUAGGAGAUCCUGCUCUGACCCACUGUAGCCCCCCAGGAAGACUAGGAGAUCCUGCUCUGACCCAUCUCCCCGUAAUCAGACCCUCACUCUUCUCUCAGUUCACCUUAGUUGAUACCACCCCCUCAAACACUAGAACCCUGCUAACCUCUUCUUCAUCUCCCUCCCCUUUAACAAACACUGUUACAUCCUCAACAUAAGCCGUCUCCCCACCUACUGCCCUUGGAACUGACAACCUCUGCAGCCUCUCCCUCAGCCUACACAGCUGUGGUUCUAUGUCUAAACAGUAGAGAUGACCCGAGAGUGGACACCCCUGCCGAAUCCCUCUACUAACUGAGACUGGCCGGCUCAGCCUACCCCCCACUUUUACCAUAUCAGAAGCCCCCAGAGUACAGUAGCUUGACCUAUGAUUUUAAACCCGCUACCCAGGCCAACAAUUCCAUGGUUUUAAACAGAUAGAUAUGAGUCACAUGACACACUCUAUCAAAAUCUAUCAGAUCCUGAUCAUACAUUGUGUUGAUGUCUAUCACAUCUCUCAAAAUAAACAAGUUUUCCAUGAUUUUCUGCCCAGGCAUAUAGUAUGCCUGGUCCCUGUGAACUAUGGUGUCCAAACAACCUUUCAGCCGAUUUGCUUGAACAAUAUUUUCUAAUCCAAGAAGAGCAACGACAUCCGCCUGCAGUUCUUUAAUGGAGUUAAGUCCCCCUUUCUCAGCAGUAGAGACAGUACUUCCCGCUAGCAGCUGAUUGGUAGUACAGAGUUCUCAAAGGACUCCCGAAAGAUCUCCAAGAGGUCCCUCCCAGUACACCACAGGAACGUUUAUAAAACUCAGCUGUUAGUCCAUCGACCCUCAGCGCACGGCCUGCUGCUGUUAGUUCCUGAAAUGAAAGAUCACUAUCCAGCCCAGCACUCUGGCUCAAGCAAAGGCAACGUCUGCAGAGCUGAGCACACUGAGGAUGAUUGUUGCAGUCUCCGUAGAGGUCUGACUUCUAGUCAAUAGUCACCCUCGUCAUCUCCGCUGGAUUCGAGAUCAGACAACUCGAGUGACGCCGUAGAUGGAACAUCUGCUUCUGCUGCGCCGACUUCCUCUCCAGGUUGAAGAAAAACGCACUCGAAGCAUCCAUGUCUGUCAGGGUGGCAAUCCGUGCUCUAAUAAGUGCCCCCUUCACCUGAUCCUGUAAAAAAGAACCCAUCUGCGUCUGCUUAGCCCUAACUCCCUCUCUGACACUGAGUUCUGCUGCCCAGUAAGGCAGAAAUGUCUCUACUAUCCUUCUCUAACCUCUGCCAAGUAGACCUUAUCCUAGCUGUCCCAUCGGCAGAGUACUGCUGGCAAAACACCCUUAUUUGUUUUCACCACAUUCCACCAUUGUCUCAAACUCAGCUUUCCUCCCUUUCCAAGUCUCAACAAAUAAUCUCAAAUCAAAUCAACGUUUAUUUGUGUGCCCCGAAUACAACAGGUGU